AUGAGGUCAAUCGGAGGUUACGGGCAACGCAGCCGGUCGGCGCGGGCCGCGACGGGAUGUGGCAUUCGCAUCCUCGGGCUUCCCGCGCCCCCGCACCGCCGCCCGCACACCGCCGACGCCUGCCCCGAGACCGCCGAAAACCACGUGCGCGCACUCGCGACCAGCCAGCUUACUGGAGCUCCUGCCGAGUUGUCAAAGUUGUUGGCCGCGAUUAUUUUCGACUGUCACAGAGCAGAGAGGGGAUUAUGCGUGCAGACAGUUGGACCGGUCAAUCAAUGGGAUUACAAGCCCGGUUGGGACGCAUAUGUAUCCCGCAUCGCUACAUUUGUUUAUCAACUUCUCGUGCCAUUAGGGGAAGACCAU
Molecule: messenger RNA, 363 nt
Organism: Iphiclides podalirius (scarce swallowtail)
Lineage: Eukaryota; Metazoa; Arthropoda; Insecta; Lepidoptera; Papilionidae
Source: the annotation of a GenBank genome assembly